AUGGUGAGUUGGAUGGUUGUGAUUAAUCAGAUGAAAAAGUCGAAUUGUGCAAAGCUAGUUAGUGACAACGGGACAAACUUUAUAGGAGCAAGCAGAAUAUUAAAAUCGUGGCUAAAUACGACUCAAGAUGAUUUAAGAGUGUCAUCAAAACUCUCAGACAUGGGAAUAGAAUGGACCUUCAUACCACCUUCAUCUCCUCAUUUUGGAGGGAUAUGGGAAUCGGGUGUUAUGUCGGCAAAACAUCACUUGACAAGAGUGAUAAAAGGUGCUUUACUAAAUUACGAGGAAAUGUCUACAUUAUUGUGCAGAGUAGAAGCAGUCCUAAAUUCGAGACCGAUGACACCACUCUCCUCUGAUCCAGCAGAUUUUGAAGCAUUAACACCAGGACAUUUUCUGGUUGGAGGUCCACUCACCUUACCACCUGAGCCUGAUCAUGCCACUACACCUAUUAACAGAGUGCACCACUUCAAACUUAUACAAGCAACGCUCCAAUUGUUUUGGCAUAGAUGGUCCUCCGAAUAUUUGCCUCAAAUGCAGAGACGUGGUAGAUGGACAACGCCAGGGCGAAAUCCUUCUAUUGGUGAUUUGGCGAUUUUAAAAGAUGAUACACUGCCACCAAUUCAAUGGCGUUUAGUGAGGAUCGUACGACUACACCCCGGUACCGAUGGUACAGUGAGGGUCGUAACAGUGCGCAAUUCAUCUGGACAAGAGUUGCGUCGCCCGGUUGUGAAGAUUGCAUUAAUUCCUAAUCAAGAAGAAGAUGAAGACGCUGUUGAAGUUCAAGACCUUCAACGUGGGGAGGAUGUUGAGGCCACGUAA
Molecule: messenger RNA, 819 nt
Organism: Daktulosphaira vitifoliae (grape phylloxera)
Lineage: Eukaryota; Metazoa; Arthropoda; Insecta; Hemiptera; Phylloxeridae
Exons: 1
Coding region: 1-819 (272 amino acids)
Biological process (GO): DNA integration
Molecular function (GO): nucleic acid binding
Source: RefSeq, a predicted model, not a curated record